AAUCAAAUUCACAAAACAGAAGCAAGACAAGCUUAACCCAAUACAAACCCUCCUUUGAACCAAAACAAAAGCAAAACUUCCAUGCUUGUAACCAAAGCAUGAAUGAGGAGGAGCAAAAGAAAACCUAAGAAAGCAAACUGAACCCUGUUUAUUCUAAGACUAUCCUUCCCUAAAGCAGCACGUAGAAUACAAGGAUUAGCACCCAGAGAAGUGGUAAAAUAACAUCCUAGGAUCUCGAUCCAUGCAACAAAUUAUAAUCAUUAUCAUUAUGCUAUACAUGUAAUCCACUUACAUGCGCCUAUGAUGUGGAUGCAACAUAGUCUAUCUGCUGGCUUUGGCUUAUUAGCUUCACAAUGUGAUUGGACUCGUAUUUGGACCCAUUCAAAUUCUUUUACACUCUACUCUCGAGCCGGUAAGCAAAUUGAUGUUGAGAUCGCUGCUGUUGAGGAGAAUUUGGGAGGAGGCAGUAGAAGAGGCAACAUCGGCAUCAUUGAACUAGUAGAGGAAGGCAGCCGCCUCAUAGAGGUGGCAGAGGGCUGCGACGGUGAAGGGGAAGAGGUUGUCGUCCUCGAGAUGGCGAAGGGAGUUGGAGGGGAGGUGGCUAAGGGUGGGGAAGAGGGAGACAAAGGGGAGGUGCAGGGUGGGGGAAAAGGGAGACGGAGGGGAGGGGAGGUGCCGGAGGGUGCGGAAGAGGGAGAAAGAAGGGAGUUGGUAAAGGGUAGGGAAGGGAAUGGGAGGUGGAUGAGGGUGGGAAAGAGGGAGACAGAGGGGAGGUGCAGAUGGUGA
Trifolium pratense (red clover) is the source of this 786-nucleotide messenger RNA. RefSeq lists its product as uncharacterized. The transcript is spliced from 2 exons. Bases 301 to 786 code for a protein of 161 amino acids. The record is from RefSeq and is a predicted model, not a curated record. Lineage: Eukaryota; Viridiplantae; Streptophyta; Magnoliopsida; Fabales; Fabaceae.